Messenger RNA from Anopheles coustani, 3869 nucleotides. RefSeq lists its product as uncharacterized. NCBI's taxonomy places the organism in Eukaryota, Metazoa, Arthropoda, Insecta, Diptera, Culicidae. Gene Ontology annotation, cellular component: ribonucleoprotein complex; cytoplasm; nucleus. Bases 1 to 2103 code for a protein of 700 amino acids. The record is from RefSeq and is a predicted model, not a curated record. The transcript is spliced from 4 exons. Gene Ontology annotation, molecular function: ATP binding; RNA helicase activity; RNA binding.
AUGUUGGGUGUAGUGAAUCGCCGGUCACUAACGGCAGUUGUUCGUUCUCUUUGUUACAGUACAUCAUCGUCGGCCAAUUUCGGUAGUCGCUUGCGAAUCCCGGAAGUCAACGCAGUAGCUACAGCACGACCCCAGCUCGACUGCGAUCGUUCACGGAUUUUGCUUCCUACGGCCAUAUCGCCAAGUUUCAGUCGAUUUUAUUCGACUCCCUUCAAUAAGGAAAGCAUUGUGGACGAAUUUGACAUGGCUCCGAGAUUCGAGCGAGAAGACUACAAGAAGGAACCGUACCACGGUGUGAAGCGCACCGGCACGGAAUUCAAACGAGGUUCCGGCUCGCGCAGUGGUGGAAGUGGUGGUUACGGUGGUAGUAGCGGUGCCAACGGCUCCGGUGGUGGGUACGGUGGAGGAGGUAGCCGUUUUGGCGGCGGAGGUGGCGGCAAUGGAGGGCGUCGUGACAAGUGGUCCGACGCCGGCGUCACGAUGCAGAAGAUCGACUGGAGCAAACUAACGUUGGCACCGUUCAAGAAGGACUUCUACCGCGAACACUCGGUCGUGCGUAAUCGCUCGCAGAAAGACGUCGAUCGGUUCCUAGCGAAGCACGACAUUACGCUCGUUGGCGACUGCCCGAAGCCUAUCACCGAGUUCGAUGAGGCCGACAUUCCCGACUACGUGAUGCGCGAGAUCGAGAAGCAGGGCUACAAGAGUCCGACACCGAUCCAGGCCCAGGGCUGGCCGAUUGCGCUAAGCGGUCUGAACAUGGUCGGCGUGGCGAAGACCGGUUCCGGCAAAACGCUCGGCUACAUGCUACCGGCCAUCGUGCACAUCAACCAUCAGAAGCCGGACCCGUCCGUCCGUGGGCCGCUUGUGCUUGUGCUGGCGCCGACCCGUGAACUCGCUCAGCAGAUCCAGCAGGUGGCGACGGAUUUUGGCUCCUCGUCGUACAUUCGCAACACGUGCCUGUUCGGUGGCUCCAGCAAGGGACCGCAGGCUUCGGACUUGCGCCGUGGCGUAGAGAUCGUCAUUGCCACGCCAGGCCGUUUGAUCGAUUUCCUCGAAUCCGGUACCACGACGCUCCAGCGCGUUACGUACCUGGUGCUGGACGAAGCUGAUCGCAUGUUGGACAUGGGCUUCGAACCGCAGAUCCGCAAGAUCCUCGAGCAAGUUCGACCGGAUCGACAGAUUCUCAUGUGGUCCGCCACUUGGCCAAAGGAGGUCCAACGAUUGGCCCGCGAUUUCCUCGGCGAUUACGUCCAGAUCAACGUUGGUUCAUUGGAGCUGUCGGCCAAUCACAACAUUACCCAACACGUGCGUGUCAUUGAGGAGACAGAGAAGAAUCAAGAACUCGGAAAGCUGCUGGAGGAACUAUACCGUGCCGGAAAUCCGGGCAAAAUUCUGAUCUUCACCACCACCAAGCGCCGGUGUGAUCAGAUAAGUAUGCAAAUCCGCCGCUAUGGCUACGAUGCGGUUGGAAUGCACGGUGACAAAUCACAGCAGGAGCGUGAACGUGCUCUGAAUCGCUUCCGCAACGCCCGCUCCUGCAUACUGGUGGCAACGGAUGUGGCCGCUCGUGGUCUCGAUGUCGACGGAAUCAAGGUGGUGAUCAACUACGAUUACCCGCAGCAGACGGAGGACUACGUCCAUCGUAUCGGCCGCACGGGGCGCUCCAAUGCCACCGGCGAAGCGUACACCUUCUUCACCUACAACGAGCGCAAGAUGGCGAAGGAGUUGGUCAGUAUCCUCGAAGAGGCACACCAGGUGGUUCCACCGGAGCUUGCCAAGUGGCGUCACAUGGGCGGCGGCGGUAACAAUCGCUUCAGUCGCUUCGGCACAUUCCGGGGUGGACGUGACUUUGGCUCUGGCGGACGCGGCGGUAGCCGCUUUGGUGGAGGCGGCGGUGGAGAUUACCGUAAUGGAGGUGGAUCGUCGUCGUCGUCGUUCGGUCUGAAGCGACAGUACGAUGGGGCCAGCAGUAGCCGGGGCGGAUACGGUGGUGGUGCUGGCAGCAGCAAUGGUUAUUCCAACAGCUACGGUGCAGCGGCGGCAAGUAGUAGUUCGAAUGGCUACGAUUCGCGGGGUACCAAACAUACCAGAUUCGAUGAAUAAGGAGGGUUCAACCGUUCAAAAUAUGAGGCAGUAGUAGACAAAAAAUCGACGUACGUACAUAAUAUACGUCGUACUUGCGAAGAUGGGGAUUUUUUUUUGACAGCUAACCACCGUAGCAGAUUUAUGCGGCCGGAAGGUUCGCAGAGAAUGCAUUCACACUUGCAACUGAAAGUGUUCUAUUAUCCCCGGGUGCGAGGUAUAUAGCCCAUUAAGAUAACUUUAUCCCUUUAUCCGAUUGUAACAUCUAUUUAUCCAUUUUGUCCCCUUUUAAUCUGAAUUAUAUCUCUCACUAAAACACCCACACACUUUAUCAUUAUACUCCCACCAACCAGUGGUUUCUUGCUAGUUCGUUUUAAGUAAUUUUUUUUAAACCUGAGUACCGAGUCGGACUGUAGUAAGAAUUUGUUAGUAUGAUUAUAAUUGUAACAGAAGGUAAAAUAUCAAUAGCUAGAUAGGACUACUGUGAGAAGAAUCCUCCUAGCCUCAGUGCGUAAUGUAACGGUUGACCGCAUCGGUAAUGGUAUGUGAAGAUCAAGGGGGAAAGGUAUUGCGAACGGAACCAUCAUCUCAUGCUUGUAUGACAGACGGCAUGUGUCUCACCGAAAUUUUCAAUCACUCCACAAGUGGUGUCGUAGUAUAUGUUGGUGGAAAAGAAAAACAGGAAAACAUCCCACUAUGCUGAGAAAAGUAGUAGAGUAACUCGGAAAAAGGAGCAAAACGAUCAUCCGCUCCUUCCAGCCCUAGUAGUAUUCCGUGGCGCUAUUUUUGUCCUAUCUCGUCCUAUUUGUUGUGUUAGCGUGCGAUCUAUGUAGGUCGCUUAGGAUUUAGUUAGUAUGGCACAACACUACCUAUUCUCUCUCAGGCAAGAAAAGUAGACCAUCAUGAAAAAAAAGUCGUGUGUGCGCGCGCCCCUCGGCGGCAGCAGCAGCAGCAGCAAGCAAGUGCGACGGCGGCUCAGUGCAGGAAUCAUUAUACCUUUAAAUAUUAUUCAAGCAACUUCUACCGGAGGAAAUGAGAAAGGAGAACGAGUAGAGCGGAAGAAGUAGUAGAUGGAAGUAGCUCUAGGCCAACAUGAAGCUGCAGCAUGUUUACUCUUUUAAUUUUUCUUAUUUUCUUAUAUUACUCUGUGAUAAAUGACACAAGUGUACGAGCACCACCCACUCACACACACUACGCGUACAAUGCCACAGCUUAUAAAAUUAAAAUAUUACACACCACCCCCAUCCCCUGGGGCAAUGGAGAAUAUGGCGAGACGAUGAUUACAUGUGUCCGGCCCCACGGUUUAUGAAUAGGAAAUGAAAUAUAUUUUGUUUCUUUACCAUCUGUAAUAAACCUGUUACUUCUCCCCCGACUCCGGAUGAUGAAGAUAUAAUACAAAAACAAUCAACAUCCCACGCUUAUUUAUCGUACACGGAAUCUGUUUUUUCACCAGAAUGUGGUGUAGUAUUCCCCUCCCCAUUUCCUGAAAGAUAGAUGUGACCUUUUACAAACUUACCUAGGGAAAAUUCAUGUAGGCAAUAAUAGCUACGCGAAAAUCGGAGGGGCUUGUUCCACGUGUUAGCUACAACACGGGAUCAGGCUAACGAAUAGCCACCACCCAUCACCUCCUGGUAUUCCGAUAACAAAUGCACAUGUGCAAGAACUUGACUUGAAUAAGUUUUUAUUUAUGUCACAACCGGAGCUCUUCCACCAUCUGGGGGGAGAAGUGGUUCGAAAAUGUAAAAGAAAAUGAUGAAAAAAUAAAUAUUUUUAAUUUUAACACCUUA